Motacilla alba alba is the source of this 5783-nucleotide messenger RNA. It is a transcript of the gene SCARF2, whose product is annotated as scavenger receptor class F member 2. Bases 3255 to 5783 code for a protein of 842 amino acids. The transcript is spliced from 12 exons. Gene Ontology annotation, molecular function: scavenger receptor activity. Lineage: Eukaryota; Metazoa; Chordata; Aves; Passeriformes; Motacillidae. The record is from RefSeq and is a predicted model, not a curated record.
AGGUGUGCGGGGCGGGACGGGACCCCCAGCGCCGGGCCGGGACCGGGGCUGCGGGACGGGACGGGCCGGGACGGGCUGGCCAGGCCAUCCCCCAUCCCGGGCAGCCGCGGCACUGGGCGCCUUCCAAGACAAAGUCCGUCCCGUGCGCGACUGAGGCGGGGGGAGCCGGCGGCGGGAGAGCGUGAGGAGCUGAGCCCGAGCGGGGCCGGGGACGCGGGGGCUGGUCCUGAUCCCCGGGGGCUGCGGGACACCGGUCCGGGAUGCCCCCGGAGCCAGUCCUGGAUGCCCGGGGCCGGUUCUGUUGUAGGGAGCUGGGUUUGGGUGUCUCUGGGGAUGGAGUCGUGAGGGGAUCGGAGGGCAAUCCUGCAUCCCUGGGGCAGGAUCUGCGCUGGGGAGCCGGUCCCGGGCGUCUCCGGGGAUCGGGUUGCGCUGCUGACCCUGGGCUGGUGGGAUACAGGAUGCUCUGGGUGUCACGGUGAAGCUGUCCCAGGCUGCUGGGGACUGUGGAGUUGGCCGCCCCAAGACCCUCGUGUUGGGCUUCAGAAAGGGGGUGCUGGCACUGUCCAGUUGUCCGGGGGUCAUAGUCUGCAUGGCUGGCUGGGGGCAGGGUGUCAGGAGAUGGCACUGACUUGUCCCGGCUCCAGUGGUCUCCGUGUCCCACAGGUCCCUUUGCAGAGCAUCGCCUCAGCCGAGCUUCUCUGCAGCGCUCAGGCUCGGUCUGCCCAGGCGCCUGGGCCAGGCUGGCCCCAGCAAGAGGCGAGAGAGCCCGCAGCCUCUGCCUCCCGCCUGGGAGAGCUGGAUCCCCCGUGCUUGAUGGGGGGCCCAGGCCAUAAAUGCCCCUUUACAUCUCGCCUGUGAGGUCAGGCGAGUCCACAAGGAAAACAUGUGCUUCCAGCUAGAGGGGCCGCAUAAUGGCUCCAUUCAGCAGGGCCACAGGGCGCUGGUGCCCCCUCCUCAAAUUACAGCCGGCGUUUCCUAAGGAGGCAUUUUGGGAGGCAGAGCGGCCGCAGCUCCCAGCGGUGCUGCUCCCUGACAGCAGGGAUCCGUCCCUCCUCGGGGACGUGAUCUGCACAGCGAAGCUGCCACUGCAUCUUGGGUGGCAGAGGGAACGUGAGUAGUGUCCCCACCUUGUUCCUUGUGUGCUGCCCCAUGUGCGGGGGGUGGGGUGCCCGGCUUCUCCCGCAUGCAGAAGGACCCCCUGAUCCCCACUGGAUGAAGCUGGGGAGGUGCUGCCCCAGCGCCACAGGGCCCGCACUCACUCACUGUGCCACCCCUGGGUGCCACGGGCUGUGAAAGAGGCACUGGCUGUUGAGUGGGACAGGUUGCUUGUGUCCAUCCUCUGGCAGGACCGGGGCCUGCAGGCAGCCUAGGGGCUGGGCAUGGUGGUGCAGAGACAGUCCCUAAGAAGCUCAGAUGAGGUUUGCAUCAUUUCCUAUCCCUCACCCUUCUGCAAGCCCUUCUUCGCUCUGCACCCACUCACUCAGCACCUGCCCCCAUCAUUGCUGUGUACACUUGAUGUGGACCACCCUCCAUGUGUCACCAUCCAAACCCACCCCGGUGGCCCCAAGGCCCUGGUGCUGCAGAUACUGGGGCUAGGGGCAGUGGGACUGGAGAUGGCUUUGGGAGGAGGUCCCAGUGCCCUCCAAGGCUGUUGGAGCUUGCUGGACCCUUACCUCUGCAAAGCCCCUCCAGACAUCCUGUGGGAAUGUCACCAUGGGUUUCAGAGGGCUCAGGAUUGUGUGACUUCUUGUCACCUGGCUCCCAAGUAGAAAUUCAAGGAAUAAUUUAGGGUGCAAGAAAAGGGCAUAUUUGGGGCUCUUUGGGGUUUUGUGUUCUAAAUUCAACUUGUCCUUAAAUUUGAAGUUCUUUUAUAACUGUUUUCUCACUGGUAUGACCAAAGGUGCCAGUGGUGACAGCCUGGACAGUGCUUUGACCCUGUCCUGCUCUCUGGCUACCACUCUCUUUUCCUUUGGUCUUUAAUUUUAUUUCUCUGUCCAAAGGGGUUCUAUUUAUACCCAUGAUCCUAUUCCUGCCUGCCCUGGGGAUGUCUGUCUGUCUGUCUGUCUGAGCCCUGAGGCUGGCGUCAGGGAGCUGCAGCUGGCAUCAGCUGGGAAGUGCCAUGCCUGGGCCCCAGUUAUCCCAGGAACACUGUGUGCCAGCUGGGUGGCACAAAGGAAGAUGAGCACUGGGGUGAUGCUUGGAAGGAGCAGCAGGGUGGGGAUGGAGAAGCCCUGGGCAUGGGGAAGGUGCCAGUGGUUCUCUGAGCUCCAGAAGUGUGCUGGGAUGGAGCUCCUUUGCAGCUCCAUCCGCUGGCUUGGGCUGGAUGCUCUCACAUGGGACCACAUGCAGCAGCUCCCAGCUGAGCCCCAGAGUCUUGCUCCUGCUUCCAGGGGUGUGAGCCUGCUCCUCACUGUCCAGGGCAGGCUGUGCUGCUCUGACUGAGGAGCCACCCCUCCUGCCUCAGAGGCCUCUCUGUAGCCAUUGGCAAAGUGAUUUCCAGGAGCAGUGUAGGAUACUAAUCCAUAAGAAAAAUAUUCUACCUGUGUGAAAAGCCUGGGACCAUUAGCUGAGAUCCCAGGAGGAAUCAGCAGGAGCAGGACGUGGCUAUGGGCCAGGGGCAAGCCUGGCAUGGAGAACUAGUCCCAGCAGGUGACAGCUCCAGCUCUGCACGCAGCCCACUCCUUUUCCUCCACAUCAGCUGAGGUCUCAAGCCCUGGCCACAGCUCAGAGGCAGCUUUUCAUUGUUUUUUCUCGCAGCAUUUGUCGUGCUUUGAAGGAAAGAAAGUAUUUGCAGAGUGGAUGUUUGCAGUGCCAUGUCCGUGUGCGUCAGGAGCGAGCUUUUAAACACAUCUCUCAGAUAUCCUUUUCCAGUGGUCAGGGGGCACAUGGAGCAAGCCCUUUGUCAAGGAGCUGAGGCCAUGGAACACCUUUUAGGCCCACACCCUGAUGAGCAUUGGUGACCUGCAGCCAGCACGGACCCUCUGUGGGCUGGCUGUGCUGGGACCAGUCCAGCUCCUCGGUUCUCGUGUGCUGCCUGGGAUGGAGGCAACAAGGGAGCGAGUGUUUAAUAGGGAUUUCUAUAAUAUCCUCCACCGUAGGUCUAACUACUCCCAGCUGUGUGCGAGGGGAACUUCACCUGCAAGGAGAACGAGGUGUGCGUCAGGCCUGGCGAGUGCCGCUGCCGCCACGGCUACUUUGGUGCCAACUGCGACACCAAGUGUCCCCGGCAGUUCUGGGGUCCCGACUGCAAGGAAAUGUGCACCUGCCACCCCAACGGGCAGUGUGAGGAUGUGACCGGCCAGUGCACCUGCAACCUCAACCGCUGGGGCUCCAAGUGCGAGAACAUCUGCCUCUGCAAGCACGGCAAGUGCGACCAGAAGACGGGCAAAUGCACCUGCGAGCCCAACUGGUGGGGCCCGCAGUGCUCCAGCUCCUGCUACUGCAGCCACAACUCCCAGUGUGACCAGCAGACAGGCAACUGCCUGUGCCAGCCCGGCUGGUGGGGCCGCGGCUGCAACAACCAGUGCUCCUGCAACAACUCGCCCUGCGAGCAGUUCACGGGGCGCUGCCAGUGCCGGGAGAGGACCUUCGGGCCGCGCUGCGACCGCUACUGCCAGUGCUACAAGGGCAAGUGCAACCAGGUGGACGGGACCUGCACCUGCGAGCCGGGCUACCGUGGCAAGUACUGCCGCGAGCCGUGCCCGGCCGGCUUCUACGGCCAGGGCUGCAGGAGGCGGUGUGGGCAGUGCAAGAGCCUGCAGCCGUGCACUGUGGCCGACGGGCGCUGCCUGACGUGUGAGGCGGGCUGGAACGGCACCAAGUGCGACCAGCCCUGCUCGCCCGGCUUCUACGGAGAGGGCUGCGAGAAGCUCUGUCCCCCUUGCAAGGAUGGCCACACCUGCAAUCACAUCAAUGGCAAAUGCUCCCACUGCAAUCCGGGCUGGAUCGGAGACCGGUGUGAAACCAAGUGCCGGAACGGGACAUACGGGGAGAACUGCGCCUUCGUCUGCAGCGACUGCGUCAACGGCCAGUGCCACUUCGAGACCGGGCAGUGCCUCUGCCACCCCGGCUCCCACGGCACAUACUGUAACCUGACCUGCCCUCCUGGACGCUACGGAGCCAACUGUGCCGAGGUCUGCGGCUGCCACGAUGGUGCCUGUGACCCCCUGACGGGUGCCUGCCACAUGGAGGCCAACCAGAGGAUGGGGGUGAUCGGGGCAGGGGCCCUCAUGGCGCUGCUGCUGAUCCUCCUGCUCUCCCUGCUCUGCUGCUGCUGCGUCUGCCGCAAGAAGGACGAAGCCAGCGGCUCCAGCCAGGACCCGGCAGCAGCCAAAAAGCCUCCAAGACGUUUGUGUGGGCGGUUCAGCCGGAUCGGGAUGAAGCUCCCACGCAUCCCCCUGCGCCGCCAGAAGCUGCCCAAGGUCAUGGUGGCCCACCAUGACCUGGAAAACACCCUGAACUGCAGCUUCAUCGAGCCACCCUCCAUGGUGGAACAGCCUUCCCCAUCCUGGUCCUCCCGCGGCUCCUUCUCCUCCUUUGACACCACAGACGAGGGGCCCGUGUACUGUGUCCCCCACGAAGAGAGCAUGGGUGACAGCAGGGACAGAGGGACACCUGCCAGUCCCGGGGACAAGCUGGUGGCCCCAGUCAGCGGGGAGGAAGCAGGAGAAUACACGUUCCUGAAGGAGACGGGCUCUGUCAGAGCCUUCCCGACCGACAGCAGUGAGACCCCCCUGCUCAAGUCCUCGGACAGCGAGCGCUCCUCCUGCGGCUCGGGGUCGGCCGGCGCCGCGCUCUACGCCAGGGUGGCCCGCCUCUCCAAACAGUCCAGGGAGGAGGAGGAUGCUACCGUGGAGCCCCGCAGCCCCGGGAAGCCGCCAUCCCCGGAAAGGACCAAGCCCCGUCCCCCAGACCCGGCCACGAAGCCCAAAGUCUCCUGGAUCCACGGCAGGUACGGCUCCGGCCAGUCCAACUCGCUGCCGGCACCCAGCCAGUCCCCAGAGCAAGCGGCCGCCCGCUCCGGCAGCCCCGAGCAGAGCCAGGCUUUGGCGAAGAGGAAGAGGAGUCCGAGCGAGACGUCGGCCCACGUGCAGGGCAGGGCGGAGGAGAAGGGCGCCCGGAGCAAGGACAGAGCGCAGAAGCAGCCGAAGGAGCCCAGCGUCCCCGAGGGCAAGUCCGGCCUCUGCGGGGAGCCGCAGUCACCCUCCAAACCCAGGCAGAGGAGCAAGGCCGGCUCCGAGCCGAUGGAGACCAUCAACGGGGCGGUGCAGAACGCCUUCCGAAAGAUGGGUGCCUUCCAGCCGGAGCGGCGGGCCGGGGACAGCCGGGAUGCUCCGUGUAGCCCCGGCACCAGCAAGCCCCGCUCCGAGCCGCUGCAUCCCCAGCUGGCCUCCGAGCUGGCCGCCCAGCUGAAGGAAAAGACUCAAAGCCUCAACAAGGGGGACGGAGGCAUCCGGGCCAACGGGGUCGGCGCCCAGCGGGAGAAGCCCACCCCUCCACAGAAAGCCAAGCGCUCGGCGGCUGCCGGCAGCCAGAAGACCAACAAACCCUUGCUGCCCACCUCUCCCCAUCUGCAAAAACUAAUCCCUGCGGCGGCCGAGACGGCAGCCGGGGAGCCCAAGUGGAUGGAGAAGCCGAGUGCCUGCAGCGGCCAGGAUCAGACUCUCCCCACUGAGCAGACGGCCAAGAAAACCCCCAUUAAGAAGCCUCCCAGGAAGAAGAGCCGGGAAGCGAGCCUGGAGCCACCCAGGGCAGCUGCUGUGCCCGCUCAGGCGGUGCAGUGA